AUGCCGGGGCUUCGGGCCCGGCGGCUGGCGGGAGGACGAGGGCCGGGGCCGGGGCCGGGGGGCGGCGCGCUGUCCCGGCAUGCCCCGCGCCGGAGGAGCGAGCGGCCCUUUCCCGCGAAUUCAGUUCAAAGGCGGGGGAGGGGAGAAGCGCCAAGCGGCACAGCGCACCGACCAACCAAACUCUUCCAGAACCAUCCGUGCGUCACGCGGGGGCGGGCCCCGCCCGGGCCAAUGCGGCGCCGCGGCGCCAUCUUCGGAGCCAAUGGGCGAGCGGAGGAGGCGGGCGCGUCGUGGUCGUCGGGUUUGUUGGAUAACAUGUGUUUCUUUUUCUUAGAACCAACACAGAUAUACAGAUUUCUACGUACCCGGAAUCUAAUAGCACCGAUAUUUUUGCACAGAACUCUCACAUACAUGUCCCACAGAAACUCCCGAACAAAUAUGAAAAGGAAAACAUUCAAAGUAGAUGAGAUGUUAUCAAAAGUAGAGAAAAUGAAGGGAGAACAAGAAUCUCACAGUUUGUCUGCUCAUUUGCAACUUACAUUUACUGGGUUCUUCCAUAAAAAUGAUAAGCCAUCACAAAACUCAGAGAAUGAACAAAAUUCUGUAACCCUGGAAGUACUGCUUGUGAAAGUUUGCCACAAGAAAAGAAAGGAUGUUAGUUGUCCGAUAAGACAGGUUCCUACAGGUAAAAAGCAGGUGCCUUUAAACCCAGACCUCAGCCAAAUAAAACCAGGCAACUUCCCAUCACUUGCGGUUUCCAGCAAUGAGUUUGAACCAAGCAACAGCCAUAUGGUGAAGUCUUACUCAUUGUUAUUCAGAGUAACUCGCCCAGGAAGAAGAGAGUUUAAUGGCCUGAUCAAUGGCGAGACUAAUGAAAACAUUGAUGUCAAUGAGGAGCUUCCAGCUAGAAGAAAAAGAAACUCUUCAAAUCGUGAAGAUGGGGAAAAGACAUUUGUAGCACAAAUGACUGUAUUUGAUAAAAACAGGCGCCUGCAGCUUCUGGAUGGAGAAUAUGAAGUGGCCAUGCAGGAAAUGGAAGAGUGUCCCAUUAGCAAGAAAAGAGCAACAUGGGAAACAAUACUUGAUGGGAAGAGAUUGCCUCCAUUUGAAACAUUUUCUCAGGGACCUACACUUCAGUUUACUCUUCGUUGGACGGGAGACACAAAUGAUAAGUCCACAGCUCCUAUAGCUAAGCCUCUUGCAACACGAAAUUCUGAAAGCCUCCCUCAAGAAAACAAGCCCAAUUCUGUUAAACCUACUCAGACUAUAGCUGUGAAAGAAUCUUUGCCGACAGACCUUCAAACAAGAAAAGAGAGAGAUGUUUUAAAUGAACCUCGACAGAAGUUGCGGAUAUUUUACCAGUUUCUGUACAACAACAACACGAGACAGCAGACUGAAGCCCGAGACGACUUGCAUUGCCCAUGGUGCACACUGAACUGUCGGAAGCUGUAUAGUUUACUCAAACAUCUUAAACUGUGCCACAGCAGAUUUAUCUUUAAUUAUGUUUAUCAUCCAAAAGGUGCUAGGAUAGACGUGUCUAUCAAUGAGUGCUAUGAUGGCUCCUAUGCAGGGAAUCCCCAGGAUAUCCAUCGCCAGCCUGGAUUUGCCUUCAGCCGCAAUGGACCGGUCAAGAGAACUCCUAUCACACACAUACUUGUCUGCAGGCCAAAGCGUACGAAAGCCAGUAUGUCAGAGUUUCUUGAAUCUGAAGAUGGAGAAGUGGAACAGCAGCGAACGUACAGCAGCGGGCACAAUCGGCUCUAUUUCCACAGCGACACGUGUUUACCUCUCCGUCCACAGGAAAUGGAAGUAGACAGUGAGGAUGAAAAGGACCCUGAAUGGCUACGAGAGAAAACCAUUACUCAAAUUGAAGAAUUUUCUGAUGUUAACGAAGGAGAGAAAGAAGUGAUGAAAUUAUGGAAUCUUCAUGUUAUGAAGCACGGGUUUAUUGCUGACAAUCAAAUGAAUCAUGCCUGUAUGCUGUUUGUUGAAAACUACGGACAAAAAAUAAUUAAGAAGAACUUGUGUCGAAACUUUAUGCUACAUCUGGUCAGCAUGCAUGACUUUAACCUCAUCAGCAUAAUGUCAAUAGACAAAGCUGUUGCCAGGCUCCGAGAGAUGCAGCAGAAGUUAGAGAAAGGAGAAUCUGCCUCCCCAACAGAUGAGGAAUCUUCUGAGGAACAAAGCGGGACGACAAACGGAUAUAGUGAAAAUAAUACGAGAGAGAGAAUUUCAGAAAUGGAUAGCAUCUCAGGUGUCACAAAACAGAGCAAGAAACAAAAGCUCUGAAGUCAAAAGUCAAAUGCCAUUCAACGGACAAGCAUUGAAGUGACAUUCUAGGGUGCAUGAGCUCUAUAAAGAAUUACACACAAAAAUACAGAGAUUCCAAACAGGCACUGCUGGAUGGAAAUAAAUGAUUUCAACAAGGAUAUUGUUUUAACAGGGUUUCUAUUCAGUUAAUUAUGCAAGUACUACAUGUAUAUCGGUUUUGGUGAUGUAAUGACAAUAUUCUAAGAGUUUGAGCAUGAAGAGCAAUAUGAAAAUCUUUUUGUAAUUUUAGUAAUUAGUGUCUUAAGAACUUUAUGGAAUUUACAUAAUUUAAGUAUACGUAAAACCGUUUUUAUAUUAAGAUUUUUGCAUCUGUAUCUGGCUGUUUUUUCCUACCAUGAAGUUGUGAAACAUUGGGGAAAGGGGAUUGGGAUACAGUUUCUGCUUUCCUUAUUUAGAAAUUCUCCAGUUAGCUUUUGUGAAAAUAACGUCUCACUACUUAAAAGUUUAACCUUGAUCCUUGUAUUUGAAAUCAUUUAUCAAUUGACCAUAAAUUAGAAAUUAAUUUUUUUUUUUUACACUAAAAGCAUCAAAGUCGGCAAACUUAGCACUUCCUUUGUCUUGUGCCUGUUUGGAAAGAUCUUGGCUUUUCAUGUUACAGACACAGUGAAGUUACCACCUUGGCUUUUUGAGGAUACCAGCAGUUUGGGUUUUCGUGGAUAAUUCUGAUGUAUUGAUCACCCAGUGUACCAUUUUAAACUUGAACAUUUAGCUCCUUUUAGAUUUUUAUUACACAUUUACACAGCUACACAAACGAGUUGAUGUCAGCCCUCCUUACGGGGGUUGCGCAUCGUGGUGUGCCAUGCUAAAGCCGAGAGUCCAUAGGAUGUAGGCAUUACGUCGAUUUAACUUCUUCUGAAGUUCAUGCCUGCUGUUUUGCCUGAGUACAGACUGCAAGUCCAGGCCAUAGGUUUAGCUUUGGCUUUCGAGAUGCCACUCUUGAGGGAAAAAUGCACUGUAAAAUUGGACCAGAAAAUGUGUUGCACUUCUUAUGCAAGUAUUCUGUGAUGUAUUGUAUUCAAUACAGAUACUAAGAUGCUGACUAAACUAUAUUUGAGCAGUUUUGCACUGCUGUUAACACAUUUUAUGCAUACGUUUACAGAUUUUUUCCAAUGGAAAGUGGUUUCACUACUGGUACAGUAUCAGCACCGAAGGGUUUAUUCCAGCAAGCACUGUGGUUGAGUGACAUCACCUCAAUUUUUUAUUAUCCUUAAAAUAUUGCAUUUUUCAUAUUCUUUAUUUAUAAAGGAACAAUGCUGCUGUAAAUACAGGUAUUUUUAAUUUUUUAUUUCAUUCCAUCACCAUGAGAUGCAGUUCCCUAUUUGUUUAAGGGGUAUAUAAGCUUUCUAAUGGUGUCUUCAGAAAUUUAUAAAAUGUAAAUACUGAUUUUGAUGGUCCUUAAGAUGUGUUUAACUGUGAGACUAUUUAACUAAUGGUGUGGAUGUGGUUUGUCAUCCAGUAUUAAGUUCUUAGUCACUGAUUUUGUGUACAAAAUAGGAAAGAGGGAAACUGCAGCUUUCAUUACAAACUUCUUGAAUUUGCCAGCUCUCUGAGUUUUAGCAAACUCUAAUUACGCCUCUGGAUAGUACAUCAAGCAUUUCUCUCUGGCUUUAAUUUGCUAAAGCUGUGCACAUAUGUAAAAAAAUAGAUUAUUUUAGGGGAGAUGUAGUUCUAGAAUUAUUGCUUAUGUCAUUUCUUAAGCAGUUAUGCUCUUAAUGCUUAAAAGAAGGCUAGCAUUGUUUGCACAAAAAGUUGGUGAUCCCCCAAAAAUAGUAAUGAAAUUACUUCUGUCCAGUAAACUUUGUAUGUCAUGUCAAUUUAUAAUAAAAGCUGAAAAAAGCCCUUGGUUUUCUAUUUAUAAAGAUGCCUUUUCUAUAUGUACCUUUGAUAGAUUUUGAAGAAAACAUGUAAGCUGGUUAAAAAGAAUUUGAAUGGUACAGUAGAUGUAAAAAUGAAACAAAACCCCAAACAAAAACAAAAAAACCCAAGUUCGGUUGUUUAAAUGAACCGUUGUUUUUACAUUAAAUGUUUUAUUUGAAAUCUGCUUUUGUACAUAAAGUUCAGUAAUAUAAAAUCUGCCAUGAUGGUUGUCCAGUCAUUUUGUGUGCAUGCAGAAAGGCCACAAGCAGUACCUUGUAUAAACUUUUCUCUUCUGCAUGUCCUUUAAAAUUUGGAUCCGUGUUCUUCCUUUGCCGGAUUGUUACAAAGGCAGCUCAGUUUCUGUCCAGUCUUUUUAUUAUAUUUAAGGUGUCUCCAUAAGUGACCAGGUUUUUAGCUGGCUUAUAAAAGCUUUUAUUCUUCUUUCUUGGGGGUAGAACUGAAUACCUGAGAUCUCUCUGUAAGUUGUGUAUUACUGUAAUUUAUAUAACUGAAAAUGAAACAUCACUUGUGUCAUUUAAAAAAAACAAGACUUGUGAGUUUUUACAUGCAAGUGGUUAAUGUUUCAAACAGAUUUUACGAAAUACUUAGUUUACUUGGAGCAAAGUUUCAAUUGGUAUUGUUUUAAAAUAGCGCUUCUCUGGGACUGCAGAGGAGGGACCCUGCGGGUACCACAGAACAAACGAGGAAGGAACUGAGUGGCCAAAUAGUGACUGUUGAAUCACAGACACUGAAAACCUUUUUUUCAUGUUAAAAGUAAUUCAGAUACUGAAAUACAGGCUCUGACAGUCAAGAUUCUGUGAACUUGACUUCAGGCUGCAGUUGUUGGAUAUGCUUUUUUGUCUCUAAAGUUGGCAAGGUUCUCCUACUCCAGCCUCUAAUAUAUUCAUGGCAGAUUUUGAUGAUGUUUUGUCUUUGAACCCCAAGUUGGAAGCUAACAUAUGACUUGAAUAUUUAAUUCAGUGCAUUAAAUACUAUAUUCAAAA
This is a messenger RNA of Calidris pugnax (ruff), 5192 nucleotides long. It is a transcript of the gene SUZ12, whose product is annotated as SUZ12 polycomb repressive complex 2 subunit. The record is from RefSeq and is a predicted model, not a curated record. The transcript is spliced from 16 exons. Gene Ontology annotation, cellular component: ESC/E(Z) complex; nucleus. Gene Ontology annotation, molecular function: chromatin DNA binding. Lineage: Eukaryota; Metazoa; Chordata; Aves; Charadriiformes; Scolopacidae. Bases 1 to 2289 code for a protein of 762 amino acids.